Acaulospora morrowiae is the source of this 612-nucleotide messenger RNA. Lineage: Eukaryota; Fungi; Glomeromycota; Glomeromycetes; Diversisporales; Acaulosporaceae. The record is from the annotation of a GenBank genome assembly.
AUGUCGUACGUCGUAGACUGUUACACUGGGAACUUACACUUUAGAAUGUCAGAGUUGCCAUCCUUACCAGUGAUAUCUGAAUUAAAUUCUCAAGAGUACGACGCAUUUAAAUCUUCAAUAAAUGUUUUGUUUGAACCUGCCCCUCCGCUCGUAAACAUUCUUUACUCUCUACGCCCUUUCGACUCGCAUGAAUCGUUAAUCUCAACUGCUACCAAAAUCCUCCUUGACGAAAAUGGACCUCUAACAGAACAGCAAAAGCUUGAAGUUAUCAAUGCACAUCCACGUUUAGGUGAAAAUAAAAAUAAUUUGUCGGCGAUGAGUUUACAAGAACAAGGAUAUACCAGAGUCGACAAGAAUGAUGAACCCGAUUCAUCGACGAUCAAGCCUAACGGUGACGCGGAUGUAAAUAAAAAAUUACAAGAGUUAAACGCGGUGUACGAAGAAAAAUUUGGAUUCAAAUUUGUCAUCUUCGUCAACGGUAGGACGAGGAGAGAGAUCGUACCCAUUCUAGAGGAAAAAAUUGAAAAUGGUAAUAAGCGAGAUGAGCUAAGAAGGGGCUUAAUGGAUAUGAUGAAUAUCGCCUCGGAUAGGUUAAAAAAAUUACACAAGUGA